Molecule: messenger RNA, 1851 nt
Organism: Acanthosepion pharaonis
Lineage: Eukaryota; Metazoa; Mollusca; Cephalopoda; Sepiida; Sepiidae
Source: the annotation of a GenBank genome assembly
AUGACCAAAAAUCUGUUGUUUCUUUCUGUCUAUUUCUUUUUUCUCUUUCUUUCUCUUCUUUUUUCCACUUUUCUUUCUUUUUUCCUUCUUUCUCUCACUUUCUCUCUUUCUCAUUCUUUCUCAAUCUCUUUCGUUAUUUUUUCCUACACUUUUUCUUUUACCUUUCUUUCUUCCUUUUACAUUUUUCUUUCUUUCACUUUUCUUUUUUCUUUCUUUCUUCUCUUUCUCUUUUUCUUUCUCCUCUUUUACUUUUCCUUUUUCUUUCUUUCUUUCUCCUCUUUUACUUUUCCUUUUUCUUUCUUUCUUUCUCCUCUUUUACUUUUCCUUUUUCUUUCUUUCUUUCUUUCUCCUCUUUUACUUUUCCUUUUUCUUUCUUUCUUUCUCCGCUUUUACUUUUCCUUUUUCUUUCUUUCUUUCUCCUCUUUUACUUUUCCUUUUCUUUCUUCUUUUCUCCUCUUUUACUUUUCCUUUUCUUUCUUUCUUUUCUCUUUUACUUUUCCUUUUUCUUUCUUUCUCCUCUUUUACUUUUCCUUUUUCUUUCUUUCUCCUCUUUUACUUUUCCUUUUUCUUUCUUUCUCCUCUUUUACUUUUCCUUUUUCUUUCUUUCUUUCUCCUCUUUUACUUUUCCUUUUUCUUUCUUUCUUUCUCCUCUUUUACUUUUCCUUUUUCUUUCUUUCUUUCUCCUCUUUUACUUUUCCUUUUUCUUUCUUUCUUUCUCCUCUUUUACUUUUCCUCUUUCUUUCUUUCUUUCUUUCUUUCUUCUCUUUAACUUUUCUUUCUUUCUUUAUCUUUUCUCUUUGUUCAUUCUUACAUUAUUUCUUUACUUGUCUUUUUUCUUUUUUUGUUGUGAAAAAGCUUCUUGAUCAGGUCUAUUUCAAAACAACAACAAAUGAAGAAAUCCUGUCCAUCCUGUCUUUGAGACUGGAAUACCAACCUCAUAUCAUUGAUCAGACUUUUCGCUUCCAUCAUCCUGAACAGUCAUUCUUGAAGAAGUCCAUUCGAUUACCACCAUUGCAUUCCUUCCCUGGAGUGCCAGUUGGUGGAUCUGGUGGCCAACGACAAGUUUUUGUUCGCUGCAGUGACGCUAAUGUUAUUUGUGACAGUCAGAGUAAAGAGUCAGGAGAACCAUUGGAUAUUUUCCUAAAGGUGUCAGUCGGAUGUUCUCCACAGGUGAAGAAGUUCUUUGUGGCUAUCUUUCUUGACCCAUUCCUGUCACGUCCAGUCCAAGUGUGGCAAAUCUUUGUGCAUGCCUUGCAGCGUAUUGACAUCUCGUGUAUGGAGGGACAGACAAGUCGGUUCUCGCUCAUUCUCAGGGGUACUCACUCAUCUCGUCUUGCUCGCUGUUUCACAUCCAAUCCGAAUGAUAUGAAUCUUCACCCAUCUGAAGCUUUCACUUUGGUAGCAGGAAGUGUCCAUGAAUUAAAUGUUGCCAUUCGCCCUUCACAAGUUGGUUGCAAGUGUUUCUAUAUCAACAUGGUUGAUAUUGAGUACCAUCAGCUGUUACGAAGUUGGCUGAUCUUUACAAAAUGUGAAGCCCCUGCUAUCACCCGUACUUUUGAACUCAUCCUGCCGGUUGGGGGUGGCCGUGGAUGCAACAAACGAGUCUCCUACACAAACCCUUACUCCAAGAGAAAGAAGUUUCUCUUGCAUACUAACCGAGAUGAUCUUUUGCAGUUUAAGGAGACCCAACUCGACAUUGCUGGUGGUGAUUCUCAGAAUAUUGGUUUACGAUUUGCUCCCGUUCUCUACCCAGGCUCAUUGGAAUUAUUAGUUUUUAUAAAUGAUGAAGAGGAUAAGAACGAAGAAACUUUUUGUAUAAAAGCUACCUACUCUGACCAAAUAGCCAAUUAG